This is a messenger RNA of Didymella exigua CBS 183.55, 279 nucleotides long. RefSeq lists its product as uncharacterized. The transcript has 3 exons. The coding region runs from base 1 to 279 and encodes 92 amino acids. The record is from RefSeq and is a predicted model, not a curated record. Lineage: Eukaryota; Fungi; Ascomycota; Dothideomycetes; Pleosporales; Didymellaceae.
AUGGGCGGAGGAGGAAAGAUCCCGUACCCCAAGCACGUCUGGUCGCCGGCCGGUGGUUGGUACGCGCAGCCCGGCAACUGGAAGGGCAACACGGCCGUCGUCGGCCUCGUCCUCGCCAGCAUCGUCGGCAUGGCCUGGUCUGUUUCCGCACAGCGCGAGCACCGCGACAAGAUGCCGGAGCAGGGCCGCUUCUUCCCCAGCCGAUACUGGAGCAGAGAGAUUCGCGAGCACGAGGCGAAGCUGAAGCAGCAGCAGCAGCAGCAGCAGCAGGGGCAAUAG